Molecule: messenger RNA, 279 nt
Organism: Protopolystoma xenopodis
Lineage: Eukaryota; Metazoa; Platyhelminthes; Monogenea; Polystomatidea; Polystomatidae
Source: the annotation of a GenBank genome assembly
AUGAACCAUGGCCCUGAGGUUGUGCUCUACAUGAGUUCAGGUUGCUGUGACCGAUUUCCAGCUGCUACCAUUUACUUCUAUAUAUCCUGCUUUUUCAAUCAGGAAAGUCCAUCUCAAACGAAGAGUCAAUUACCUUCUCUUAGUUCCCGUUCCACUCGCUCUUGGGUAUCAUGGUAUCGACGCCAGACUGAUUGGCGUGCUGAGGCCCGACGCGAGCGAAAGAGUGCCCACAGCCAGAUUGCACUACUGCGUGAGGUGGCUGAUUAUGCUUCUGAUUAG